Molecule: messenger RNA, 1644 nt
Organism: Castor canadensis (American beaver)
Lineage: Eukaryota; Metazoa; Chordata; Mammalia; Rodentia; Castoridae
Source: RefSeq, a predicted model, not a curated record
UCUGAGAUCUACCACUUGCAUCUGGGCUGUUGCAGCAAUGGCUUCCAAAUGCCUCAAGGCCAGCUUCUCCUCUGGAUCCCUCAAAAGCCCAGGUGGGGCUAGAAGUGGUUCAACACGUGUGUCCGAGAUGUACUCCAGCAGCUCUUGCAAGCUCCCGAGUCUCUCCCGAGGGGCUCGGAGUUUCUCUGUGUGCUCAUUAGGGCUGGGCAGAAGUGGCUACCGGGCCUCCAGCUGCCUCCCUGCUCUCUGCCUCCCCAAUGGGAGCUUUGCUACCAGCUACAGUGUGGGUGGAGGCUGGUUUGGGGAGGGCAUCCUCACCGGCAAUGAGAAGGAGACUAUGCAGUCCCUGAACGACCGCCUGGCCAGCUACCUGGAGAAGGUGCACCAGCUGGAGCAGGAGAAUGCCAGCCUGGAGAGCCGCAUCCGUGAAUGGUGUGAGCAACAAGUGCCCUACAUGUGUCCUGACUACCAGUCCUACUUCCGGACCAUUGAGGAGCUCCAGAAGAAGACACUGUGCAGCAAGUCUGAGAAUGCUAGGCUGGUGGUGCAGAUUGACAACGCCAAGCUGGCUGCAGAUGACUUCAGGACCAAGUAUGAAACAGAGGUGUCCCUGCGGCAGCUGGUGGAAGCUGAUAUCAAUGGCUUGCGUAGGAUCUUGGAUGACCUGACCCUGUGUAAGGCAGACCUUGAGGCACAGGUGGAGGCCCUGAAGGAGGAGCUACUUUGCCUCAAGAAGAACCAUGAGGAGGAAGUGAACUCACUGCGUUGCCAGCUUGGUGAUCGGCUCAACGUCGAGGUAGAUGCCGCUCCUCCUGUUGACUUGAACCGUGUUCUGGAUGAAAUGAGGUGCCAGUAUGAGACUCUGGUGGAGAAUAACCGCAGGGAUGCUGAGGACUGGUUUGACAACCAGACUGAGGAGCUAAACCAGCAGGUGGUGUCCAGCUCAGAGCAGCUGCAGUCCUGCCAGGCAGAGAUCAUGGAGCUGAGACGCACUGUCAAUGCCCUGGAGAUCGAGCUGCAGGCCCAGCAGAGCAUGAGAGAUGCUUUGGACACCACCCUGGCAGAGACGGAGGCCCGCUACAGCUCCCAGCUGUCCCAGAUGCAGUGCCUGAUCAGCAGUGUGGAGUCCCAACUGGGUGAGAUCCGGGCUGACCUGGAGCGUCAGAACCAGGAGUACCAGGUGCUGCUGGAUGUCCGGGCCCGGCUGGAGUGCGAGAUCAACACGUACCGGGGCUUGCUGGAGAGCGAGGACAGCAAGCUCCCAUGCAACCCGUGUGCCCCUGACUACUCACCCUCUAAGUCAAGCCUCCCCUGUCUUCCUGCUGCUUCCUGUGGUCCUGGUGCAGCCCGCACAGCCUGCAGCCCCCGCCCUGUUUGUGUGCCCUGCCCAGGGGGCCGGUUCUGAGAGCCCUGAUAGGGCUCACUACAAAUACAUGCCUUAAAGUUUCUUAGAGCUGUCACUGAGGCUGGCUACCCAAAGGCCUCAACACUUAUCAUUUCAAUGGGCACAAGAUCUCUGUUCUGAGGAUGAUUCCUGGGUCGGGCUUCCUUUCUGGGUGUGUUCCAGUAGGUUCUGAAGUGCAAUGCAGGGUGUCUGUUGGUAGAACAAUAAAGGGUGUUUGUUCUGGCUCUGGAUGACUGACU